AUGUCUACUGCCACAGUGGAAGGCACACUACAGACCUCGGAGAUCGUAAAAAUCAUUCAAUCUUCAGCAUCUCCACCAGCCUACAGAAUCGAGACGUUCACACAGAGCGAGCUCCUCAAACAGCCCUUCCUUCCCGAACUCUGGGAUGUCAUCAACGCUAGCUACUACGAUACCGGUGACAGUCCUCUCGAAAAGACGGGACCCCGGAUCAGAAGCGAUACCCAGCUUGCCGACGAACUUCAAGAAACUGGCUUUACAGCAAUUGCUUUCGCUGAAAACGCGAUUAUCGGCACUGCAAGCUUGAAAUUCUGGUCGUCAGAUUCCGAAGGCGCCGUGUGGAAAUCUCCGGGCCAUUUUGAACAGUUCAGUGCAGAUGAGAUCUUCUCCGCGAGCUCCACGGUGCUGGAUAGCCUCCACGAUGACUCUCAUAACAUUCUCUGCGAGGGAGGCUUUGAAAUUGUAGCUGUCGCGAUCACGCCGGAUCCUCAAUAUAGGAGGAAAGGUAUUGCAGAUAGCUUGGUCAAGGCGUGUGAACAGGAAGUGAAAAGGAAAAUAUCUCCUGUGGGUUCUACCGAAUUGGCUCGCUCAUAUAUUACGGUUAAGUCCAUUCGCGAGGUACAAGGUUCUUAUUGGCUGAAAAAGGGGUUCCGCAUCGUGGGGGAACAGUAUUGCCCCCCCCUUUACUUGGGCUUACAACAAAGGUUUUGUUCUUUGGGCCAUGAAGCGAGAGUUGUCGGCUUAACAGUCGAUCCAGGGUCAAAUUGA
This is a messenger RNA of Penicillium coprophilum, 765 nucleotides long. RefSeq lists its product as uncharacterized. The transcript has a single exon. The record is from RefSeq and is a predicted model, not a curated record. Lineage: Eukaryota; Fungi; Ascomycota; Eurotiomycetes; Eurotiales; Aspergillaceae. Bases 1 to 765 code for a protein of 254 amino acids.